Molecule: messenger RNA, 345 nt
Organism: Solanum verrucosum
Lineage: Eukaryota; Viridiplantae; Streptophyta; Magnoliopsida; Solanales; Solanaceae
Exons: 2
Coding region: 1-345 (114 amino acids)
Source: RefSeq, a predicted model, not a curated record
AUGAUCGACCAAGCAAUAGUUGCAGCAUUGGCUCCCAUUCGUGGGGAUUUGACAGUACAGCGGGAGAUGAUCAUGACCUAUGGGGAAACAUGGGAUACUCUCACAGCUCAGGUUGAGGUAUGCAAGACGUCAGACCAUGGCUUUGUAGAUGUAACAGCCUUGAAGGCUGAUAUUAUCGGUCUCCGACGUGAUAUGGAUGAGUUGAAUGCGGAUAUGCCAGCUGUUUCUGAGAUCCGUCUAUCUAUUGUGACCAAAGAUGCUGCUACAGCUGACGAUGAUGGAGAGUCUGAUACAGCCGAGAUAGAUGAGGAGGAGUUAGGGGCUCAUGAUAAGACAAUUUUUUAG